GUGUAUCAGGGUACGUGGCCAGUUCUCUGUAUAAGAAGAUUGGAGGAGAAAAUUGGGUGUGGAACGUUGUCUUGACUUCUACUUUAUUUUCAGGUACUGUACUGUUGCAACACACACUUAUUAUCAGUUUAGUAUGAAACCAUUAUUGCAGGGUGUUAGCUAGCCCAUAUACUGUCCGUUUGACGGACUCUUCCCAAUUGAAGUAACUAAGGGGCUUUCCCAACUGGGUCUACUGGAAGAUUUUCAUUUUUUCUGAUGAGAAAGUACAAUGCGUUUGAUUAUAUUAUAUUAUAUUAUUAUAUCAAAGAACGUUUUACUUACUUUUUCCCAUUAACUAUUUUCUCAAAAUGUAUCUCGUUUCACUCAUAUUGGGUGUGUAUUCACUGAAAUGAAAUGUACAAAACAAAGUGUAAUCGGUGUGCAUCCGUGUUCAUUCACCGGAAAUGAAAUACACAAAACGAAGUGCCGUCGGGUGUAUUUCUCAGUGUUCAUUCACUGGAAAUGAAAUGUACAAAAACAAGCUACCGUUGUUUGCAUCUAAGGAGAAACACGUUGGAAAAAAAACACUAGUUAUUCCUACACAAGGACUUUGAUCAGUCAAAAAAACUUUCCCAAUUUACGUUUAACGGACAAAACUUUUUUUCUGGCUAAAACCCUGUAUUGACUGACAUAACGAGAUCUGUAUCAUAUCAGAAAUUUGACAGUGAAAAAGUUGAUCAAGAUGAGGUUUUUUACUAUAAUAUAUAUCUACAUUACAUUUCUUCUCAAAAUGACCCAAAUAUUAAUACACAUACCGAAAAUUAUAUUUGGGAUUAGUCGCACUUUAAAGCCAAAUUGAUUAUAUUUUAGUUCCAUUUUUCUUCAUCUGGAGUGUAAUGAAUUCAGUGGCAUGGUACAAUCAAUCAACUCAAGCCUUACCUUUCACAACUAUAGUUCUUCUCUCGCUUAUCUGGUUAAUUGGUACGUUAUUUAAUUAUUCCAUUCAAAACUACACACGUAAAAACGCACAAGUUGUAACAAACUUGCAGCAGACUUGUAUCAAUGCUGUUCCAACAACUUGUCAACAGGAUGUGUUCGCACUGCUUGUUCGCGUCUUGUUGACAAGUUGUCAACGGCUUGUUCAUUAAUGGUAUUUUAAAGUGAAUAUAAUUAUUUUCUCUCAAUUAUAGUCGGGUUUCCUCUUACUGUCAUUGGUGGAAUUUUUGGAAGAAAUUGGUCGUCGCCAUUCAGUGCUCCAUGUCGUACCAAAAAUAUUCCCAGAGAAAUACCACAACCUAUUUGGUAAGUCACGUUAUUUAUUAAAGUCGUGUUAUUUAUUUUUACUACGAAUUAGAACUAGCAGACUAUACAUCGAAAAUAGAACCCUUUGGCUGUACCUGCUGCUACCGACCUUACCUAUUAACUGAGUCAUUCUUCUUUGGAACAACCUGCCUCACUAUAAUCAAACCUACAACGACAUUAUAUGGACAAACUUAAAACUAUUUUGGAUGUUUGAUAGGCAAAGAACUUACAAAACUAAUAGACAACUUGCAUGUCACACUAAUUUUUGAUCUAGGCAAAAAAAGUAAAUUCCCAUAAAGAACAUGCAAAAUAGAGCCUUGCGAAGUUUGCAUAUUUUGUAUAUGUUUGUGUAUUACGUGCGGAAAUUGUUACCAUUUUUGAGCCGAAAAUUCGCGCACGUAAUAAAAACAUGUACAAAAUUUGCAAUCUUUGCAAGGCUACACUUUCCAAGCUUUAUAUCAUUUCGCAACCAAAUGUUGCAGUUUUACUAAUUUCAUUACGUUCUUUUUAGCUGUGGUGUUUCAUUCCCUUCUCUUUACUUAUAGAUUAAAAUUUAGUCUAAUAUGCAAGUUGUCCAUUAGUACUCUUUAUAUAAAGAAUACUAAUGACACGGCAUCUAUUGCAGUCGUGUUUGAAGCUAUUCGAAACACUUGUAGUCAGGGCUGCAAAUAAAUAUUUGACUUGACAGGACAUUUGUCCGAUCACUUUUAAUUUUGGUCGGUACUAUUUAAAGCACGCGCGUAGGAGUGUCCAUAAAAUGCGAGUGCGCAGCACGAACAUUUUAGACAUGAUAAAACACGACUACACAGGGCUACAAAUUACUGUUGGACAUCGGACAAUGUCCGACUAAAUUUGGCAAAUGUCCGAGCAAAAGUAAUUUUGAUCGGACAUUGGUCCGAUAAAAAAAAAUACUGUCACAUUAUAUAUUUUUUUGCGGUGACAAAAUCCGAUUACAAAUUCACUCAAUUUGCAUUUUGCAAUAAAAUUUACGAGGCAUUCUAGCAUUUUACUUAACGUUGCGCCGGAAUGGCUAUAUACUUGUCUCGUGACUUAUAUAUAUAUCUUGUGACUUAUAUAUGUCCGACCAAAUUCAAGUUAUGACAUAAAUUAAAAAGUACUGGAAAAUUGUAGGGCUUUAUGAUAUUUCCCUUGUACGUAAUUGUACUUAUUGCAUGCACUAUACAGUAAGUGAUGUUAAUUUUUACAUGUUUGAUCUUAGGUAUCGGUCAGCUUUUGUGCAUAUGAUAGUUGGCGGUUUUCUACCUUUCAGGUAUUGCAAAUAGUUUUUUUUUGUUUAUCUACAUAAUAAUAUCAGUUCGGUCUGAACUGUUCUCCCUAUAGUGGUCCAGUAAGUUCCACCCCUUAUUGGUUCGAUAUAGGUUUCAGACUUCCACUGUCUUAGUACGCAUCUGAUUGGUUAAUCGAAUAUAUCAAACGCAUCUGAUUGGUUCAUGGUCCCUUAAUGGUAUAGCGGUAGUGGAAGUCAAAUCUGAACCUCUGAAUUGUUACUACACGAGGAAACCUACUGGCUAUGCCUUAUUGGGGAUUUAUCCACGCGUUUUAGUCUACCAGGCCUUAAAAUAUCGUUCACAGGGCCGUCUAACAAAAUGUCCAAUAACUGUGAGUUUGGGUCGGACAUGUGUAUGAUGAUGUCCGAUGACCUUCAAUUCAGUUUGGAUCCGAAAUAAGUCUGAAUGACACGAAUUAAUAUCAGCACAAUGUAUUAAUUCUGAACGGUAAAUGUUGUGAAAAUAUUAAACAAUUUGCGUCAUUCAUACUUAUUUCCAAGCCAAAUUAACUUGCUUGCCAAAACCAGCAGUAAGACUUUGUAAACUUAAGCAAUAAGCCCGUUUCCCACUUCACCAUGUCGCUCGCCGCCCCGCCCUCGAUUGCAUUAAAACAACAUUUCCAGUUCACUCUUUAUACAUCACUCUAAUUUUCCAUUUAACAUAGUCGAGCCUCUAGUCCUGGACUAGGGUACACUUUGAUUUACGUCGGACAAACUACAGUUCGGUCGGACACCAAUACACUCGAGUCGGACAAACAAUAAACCUCAGUUUCACUUAGGUCGGACAGAAUGUCCGGUGGUUUCCUCUCUACGUCGGACAAUUUCACAAAUGGGUCGGACAAUGUCCGUGACCGACCGAUAUUUUAAGGCCUGGUCUAUACCAAUUUUUCGGAAGAUAGUGUUUUAGUAGGAGAACACUUCCCCACUUCCACGAAAACCCCCCACCCUGGUAAAAAAUGGUCUUUUAAAACAGGAUGUAGACCUGCUUCUUACAAUAUUCUCAUUUUGUAAUGUAAUACAGUAUAUUUAUUGUCUAGUGCGAUAUCAGUAGAACUGUACUACAUAUUUUCAACCAUCUGGGGACAUGAUCACUACACAUUAUAUGGCAUAUUGUUGAUAGUAUUCCUGAUCUUACUCAGUGUCACUGCCUGUAUAUCUAUUGCAUUGACGUACUUUCAACUGUCCAGUGAAGACUAUAGAUGGUGGUGGAGAUCUGUUUUUAGUUCUGGGUAAGUGGUCUACUCGGAGGCGACCUAUGGAAAUUUGUGGAAGCAUCUGAAAAUCUUCAUGCUCAUUUAAAUGUUUUCCUGGUUCGUUUAACCUCGAAAACAUUGUUGCAGAUACCAAAUUUGUUUCCUAAAAAUGUUUUCCAUCGAAUUUUCCAUCUAGUUUUCCCACAUUUGGGAAAUAUGCAUGGCUUGGAAACAAUGGGCGCUUUCCAUUUAAUGGCCUGACCGGUCAGACCCGAAUUCUUUUCUCUGUAUCAAUGGAAAGAUCUGGUGUAUGUUUCUCAAAUAUCUAGUGAAAAUGAACCUCAUUCUAAUGCUAUCUAAAUUUUCCGGUCAGAUAUGUCCAAAGCCCAAAGGUUUUUUGUUUCAUUCAACAAAUUGACCGUUCUGACCAGUCUGGCCGUGUUAAUGGAAAGCGCCCAAUGUUUCCUGGUUUGUCCACUGUCGGGAAACACGAUUUACCCAUCUUCUGCGAACAUGGCUAGGAAACAGACUACGAAACAUAGAUAUCUCAGCCAGGAAACAAUGUUUCCUGGUUUGUCCAUCUUCUGGAAACAUGGCUAGGAAACAAUGUUUGCUGGUUUGCUCACCUUCGGGAAACAUGGCUAGGAAACAAUGUUUCCUGGUUUGUCCACCUUCAGGAAACAUGGCUAGGAAACAAUGUUUUCUGGUUUGCCCACCUUCGGGAAACAUGGUUAGGAAACAAUGUUUCCUGGUUUGUCCACCUUCGGGAAACACGGCUAGGAAACAAUGUUUGCUGGUUUGCUCACCUUCGGGAAACACGGCUAGGAAACAAUGUUUCUUGGUUUGCCCACCUUUGAGAAACAUGCAUGACUAGAAAACAAUGCUCAAAUUUUCCUAACACUGAAAAACAUUCAAUGUUAAACCAAGAGGCCUUGCCCUUUAUUUCCCCAAAUUUGAAUCCUUAUUUACAACAUUUUUUUGUAUUUCUAGGUCAACGGGUAUAUUCGUGUUUUUUUAUUCAAUGUUUUACUUCGUGAAACGUUCCAGUAUGUCGGGUGCCGUUCAGACAACGCAAUUUAUUGGUUGGACAAUCUUGAUCUGUUAUAUAUUCUUCCUAAUGUUGGGUACUGUCGCUUUCUUCGUCUCGCUCCGUUUCAUAAAGUACAUCUAUGUCAAUCUAAAGAAUGACUAAAAUUAGUACCGUAGAAUUCUGGAAUUAAUGGCCAGUGAAUUUUCAAACUUAGCAGCCCUUGGUCGCGAUUAUGUUUGCCAGUUGGUCGUUAGUUUCUAGUAAAUUAGUUUUUCACAAAACCUUUUCUGAAGAUGCAUGCUUCUGUAAUACUGUCUUUGGGGGGAGGGGGCGCUAAAUGUUUUGGGGGAGGGGUUACUUUCAAUCGGCCGUUACUUUCGGGAUUCUUCGGUCCUUAAUAGUUAACCUAAGUACAGGGAUGCCGGAACGAUAAAAAGGCAAGGAGGGCAAACGUACACCAAAGGGCACCUAUAGACCCCGGUGAAGAUAUAAACCUACAAUUAUUUGUUGACUUGCCAAUGAAAGCAAACGCACUUAAUCAGGUCACAUUCAAGAUCACAGCUCAUGAUUUUGCCCCAAAAGCAUCACUGGAAAUGUGUUUUAUCAG
Paramuricea clavata is the source of this 5399-nucleotide messenger RNA. NCBI's taxonomy places the organism in Eukaryota, Metazoa, Cnidaria, Anthozoa, Malacalcyonacea, Plexauridae. The record is from the annotation of a GenBank genome assembly.